ACUCUGAUUCACUGGUCGAACGUCAGACGUCACUUUUGCGUGACACGCAGUGAGUCUGGCGAAAUACUGGUUCUUUCGUGAAAAAAGCUGUGAAGUUGCCUUCUGCUACCUGCGAAAUAAUGCUUUAUCGUUGAAACAAUGACGAUGUCUCGAGCACGCUUGGUGCUGUCCUGCAAGUGGAGUUUUCUCGUUGUCGCUUUACUACUGUGCAACGUAUCGCGACAUACAUCGCACUGCGAAGAGGUAGCUAACCUCAAAAGCGACAAUGUCACCGACAACAAGACCACGUCCACGCUGACGGAUAGCCCGAGAGCUUUGGCCGCCACGUCGCUCCCGGAAUUGUUCAGCACAGUGCGAGCCGCGAACAAUAGCCCGAGCAACACCUCGAGCAAUACCGGCAAUCACAACGUCAGCUCCUCGACUCCGAAGCCACCGACCACAGUUGCGAGCACAGCGCAUUCUAAGAACGUCGUGAACGACCAUACGACCGAGAAGACCGGGACGUCGUCGAGUCCUGCGAGCGACAAGAACGUGACCGCCGCAUCGGACAUCCCCGUGUCGUCGCAAGCUCCAGAUGCCGCGAAUACAACGAACACGAGCACCACCACCGUCGCCCCGGCGGAGCCGGUUCUGCCCGACAAAGGCUCCGCGGAGGAGGAGCACAACAGCUCGAUGUCCAUAUUUUUCGUGUUGUGCGUGCUGGCUCUCGGGAUACUGCUCAUACACAUGAUGCUGCAUAUGAAUUUCCAAUACCUGCCUGAGUCAGUGGUGAUAGUCGUGCUGGGCGCUCUGAUCGGCAUGAUCAUCAAUCUUAUGUCGCACCAGAACAUCGCCAACUGGCGUAAAGAGGAGGCCUUCUCGCCGACCGCGUUCUUCCUCGUCCUCCUGCCGCCCAUCAUAUUCGAGUCGGGAUAUAACCUGCACAAGGGGAACUUCUUUCAGAACAUCGGCAGUAUCAUGGUGUUCGCCAUUUUCGGCACGGCCAUCUCCGCUUUCGUCAUCGGCGCCGGGAUUUACCUGCUCGGCUUGGCGCAGGUCGCCUAUAAGCUUAGCUUCGUCGAGAGCUUCGCGUUUGGAUCGCUGAUUUCCGCGGUCGAUCCCGUCGCCACGGUCGCGAUUUUUCACGCGUUGGAUGUUGACCCGGUCCUGAACAUGUUGGUCUUCGGGGAAUCCAUCCUGAAUGACGCCAUCUCCAUCGUAUUGACCACUUCUGUUUUGGAGUCAAAUAACGCCACCACUACCAGUGAGGCUAUCAUACUUGGCUUGAAUCGAUUUUGUCUCAUGUUCUUUGCGUCAGCAGGAAUCGGCGUGGUCUUCGCUCUGAUAAGCGCGCUUCUCCUGAAGCAUGUGGAUCUCAGGAAAAAUCCAUCUCUGGAGUUUGGCAUCAUGUUGGUGUUCACAUACGCCCCGUAUGUUUUGGCAGAAGGCAUACAGCUCUCAGGAAUUAUGGCAAUCUUGUUCAAUGGAAUAGUCAUGUCACACUACACGCAUUUCAACUUGUCAACUGUUACGCAGAUUACAAUGCAGCAAACAAUGCGAACGUUAGCCUUUAUAGCUGAGACCUGUGUAUUCGCGUACUUGGGAUUGGCAAUAUUUAGCUUUAGACACAGGGUCGAACCAGCCUUGGUCGUUUGGUCUCUAAUCUUGUGUCUAAUUGGAAGAGCCGCAAAUAUCUUUCCGCUGGCGUUGCUCGUUAAUCGCUUUCGCGAGCACCAAAUCACGAGGAAAAUGAUGUUUAUCAUGUGGUUCAGCGGUUUGCGCGGCGCCAUAUCAUACGCGUUAUCGCUCCACUUAAACUUCAGUGAUGAGACGCGUCACGUUAUUAUAACGACGACGCUUAUCAUCGUAUUAUUUACGACCUUGAUAUUUGGCGGCUCUACUAUGCCCCUAUUAAAAUUCCUGAGAGCCGAAAAGAAGCAGAAGAGCAGCAGAAGAAAGAAGAAAGAUAAGGAAGUCUCAUUGAGUAAAACUAGAGAAUGGGGACAAACUAUAGAUUCUGAACAUUUAUCAGAACUGACGGAGGAAGAGAUGGAAGUGUCCUUCUUGCAAUCGCGGAUUCGCGGUUUUGCUAGGUGGGAUUUGAAGUUCUUCAUUCCGUUCUUCACGAGGCGUUUUACGCAGCAGGAGCUGAAGGAUUGCAAGUCACAAAUGACAGAUCUGACGAAUCAGUGGUACCAAGCGAUCAGAAUUAGCCCGAUGGAUUCCGACGACGAAGCGACCACGGCGUCCACCGCGCAGUUAAAUCUCAAUGUUUGCGGAACAGCUAGGGAACAAGCGAACGGGAAGGAGAAGACCGGUCGUCCUAGUCAUGGAACCGAGGAGGAUUCGUCUGACUAAAAGACCAACUUGUUCCCGUUAAUAUUACGGAUGAUGUUUACUGUGUCAUUAAUGUAAUUCGUAUGAUUCUACUUUAACUACACAGUAUAUAUUUGUUGAGUGGACGGAGAUUAUUUAUAUAAUCCGAUAUUUUCAUUGGUAUAAGACGUGUGUACAGGUAGACAAAUUUCUACUUAAUCUUGUUAUUCACCGUAGUAAUUGCCAUGAUUUUAGGAUCUUUUUCGAUGGCUGUAUGCUAUCGAGCUACCGGAAAUAAUACAAAAUAUUAAGUAUCGCUAUGGCAAUCAUCACGAUGAAAUACUUUGUAUAUUAGAAGUUAUUUUUCAUCAUAUAUGAAAUGGUGAUAUUAAGUGCAAACAACGAAAUUUGUUACGGCAAUGUACCGAUAAUAUCGCACAACGUUGUAUUGAAUUUAGUGUAUUUCGCGAUUAUGUAGUAUAAUAAUUAUUAUUUAUAUAGUUAUAUUUAUAUAUAUUAAGUGAUAAAGGGUUUGGACGAGACUUGACGAGUUACCAGUAGUAUUUAGCAAAUUGAUCGGAAUAAUUUAUAGCAUUUUAAUUUGUUUGCGACGUAGAUAAUAGAUUCUCUGACGCGUUUGAUUUCUGAACUUAUCGUUCACUUCUCUUAUACAAGAUUGUUUAACUGCAUUCGUGUUACAAAAAGAAUUGCAUUUUCAGAUUAUAAUGCUACUAGAACGAUAUAAAAUAAAUCGUAUAAUCAUUUUAUAGUUUUAUCAUCGAUACAUUUUGAUUUGUGUAUAAAUUACUUUAAAAAAUAACAAAUUAGGUCAAUCGAAUGAACAAUCAGCAAAAUGUAACAGACAUUAAAAUGAUUUGAUUUUUAGCUGUUAAUUACUCGCGGCGAUAUUGCUGCGAAAAAGAAACAUCUCAUUUAUUGUCGGACUCGCGUAAGCAUAUGUUUCCAUAUCAUAUCACUCUCAGGAGGAUGUGCGACCGUAUUAUCUCGUUUCCUUGGGACCGAGCGUGUUUAACCCAUCGUAUAAUUUUCAUAUUUAGACACAUAUUAGCCAGUGAAAAUUCUAUACGAAUACUGUGUGACCACUGUAACGAUUCAAAUCGAGCGGUGUAUGUAAUAAGUAUUGGCAUUCGGCAGGCAAUAUACAAUUGUACGACGAAUAUAUACAUAUAAUAUCACUUUUCGUUCAAUAUCUCAAAGAUAUCUAAAAGAAACAUAGUAUACUGUACGUUGCACUUUACGAUCGCAGCUCGGUAAUCAUGCAGGGACAAUAAAGGUGAUAUAUAAUUUGUGAUAUACAGAAAAUAUAUAUAUACAAAAAGCACAA
Odontomachus brunneus is the source of this 3640-nucleotide messenger RNA. RefSeq names its product sodium/hydrogen exchanger 8 (gene Nhe1). Gene Ontology annotation, cellular component: Golgi apparatus; membrane. The transcript has 5 exons. The record is from RefSeq and is a predicted model, not a curated record. Lineage: Eukaryota; Metazoa; Arthropoda; Insecta; Hymenoptera; Formicidae. Gene Ontology annotation, molecular function: sodium:proton antiporter activity. Gene Ontology annotation, biological process: sodium ion transport; regulation of pH; proton transmembrane transport. Bases 139 to 2337 code for a protein of 732 amino acids.